Plasmodium coatneyi is the source of this 879-nucleotide messenger RNA. RefSeq lists its product as uncharacterized. The transcript is spliced from 2 exons. The record is from RefSeq and is a predicted model, not a curated record. Lineage: Eukaryota; Apicomplexa; Aconoidasida; Haemosporida; Plasmodiidae. Bases 1 to 879 code for a protein of 292 amino acids.
AUGUUUUGUGAUAAAUUCGUCUUCCUCUUUUUCUUUUCCCUUUUAACCAUCGUAUGGAGAGACGUACACAGUAGGGACGUCAAUGAGAAUAAAAUUGUAGUCAACCCCGUUGACACGGGAACGCCCGGGGGGGACAACUCCUCGGGCGGAAAGAAGGGAUCCAGCGGGGAUGAGAAGGCCAACAAGGCAGACAAAGUGGGCAAGCCCGAUGAGGAAGAGGAGGACGAACCAGAUGUAGAUGUGGACGCCGACGAAACGGAAGAUGCGUCCCCAGAGGGAGAGGCUACCACCCCAAAGGAUUACCCAACUGAAGGAAAAGACAACCAGGAAAAUAACAUGGACGCCAUAAUAAAUGAAUAUUACACAAAUGUGCUCAUUCCAAAGGAAUCGAAGGAUCGCGCCGAGAUGGAAGAGGAAAAAAAUAAAAUGUCACUCAUCACAAGAAUUAAAAAGUUUUUCACAAAAAAAGAAGAAGAGACGGAAGAAAAUCCACCAACAUUAAUUGAAUACAUACGUCAGAAAAAUAAAAAAAUAUGGGAUCUCGAAGAGGAAAAGGCAAGCAGAGACAGAACAAAAAGUAUGUAUAAAUAUCUUUUCUGGACCACUGCUUACCUCCUAAUUAACGUGGCUAUAAUCCCAUUCUUAUCUUAUUUUUACAUGUACAAGAGGGUUAAAAAUACCAUUAUGGAGGAAUAUAAAAAUAACCCAGAUAGACGUCUUGUCCCCUACAACUACGACUUUUCCUCUAACAGACCUUCGGUAAAAAUUUCCGGCAGGACUUUCCGCAACUGCAGGUAUUAUCCUCCGAAGAGGAGGACCCAAUUCCCCUUCCUGGUCGGGAUGCUCAACGGGAGCCCUUACGCGAUUGUCAAACUAUGA